Messenger RNA from Oryza sativa Japonica Group (Japanese rice), 2167 nucleotides. NCBI's taxonomy places the organism in Eukaryota, Viridiplantae, Streptophyta, Magnoliopsida, Poales, Poaceae. The record is from RefSeq and is a predicted model, not a curated record.
CUCAUCAGUUCAUCUACCUCUCUCCUUCACUUUACUCUCUCUCUCUCUCUCUCUCUCUCUCUCUCUCUGCUCCCGCCGGAGGCAACGGCGGCGGACGUGCUCCUCUCCUCCCCCGAUCGCCGGCGAGCGGGUUCGCCGGGGGCGGCGACGCGGCCGGCUCAUCCCACCGGCGCCCCCACCUCGCGGCCCGAUUCGAAAUUUUGAAGGUGGCACUUUCAGAUUGCCUAUGCUAGUUCAUUUCACGCUGCAUAUCCAAAAUGGUGAAGCUGACAAUGAUAGCACGUGUUACUGAUGACCUUCCGUUAGUGGAGGGAUUAGAUGAUGGUCGGGAUCUGAAGGAUGCUGACUUCUACAAGCAGCAAGCUAAACUGUUGUUCAAGAACUUAUCGAAAGGGCAACAUGAAGCAUCAAGGAUGUCAAUUGAGACUGGGCCAUACCUUUUCCAUUACAUCAUCGAGGGCCGUGUGUGCUAUUUGACAAUGUGUGACUGCUCUUAUCCGAAGAAACUUGCUUUCCAGUACUUAGAAGAUCUCAAAAAUGAAUUUGAGAGGGUCAAUGGCAACCAAAUUGAAACUGCUGCAAGACCAUAUGCUUUUAUUAAGUUUGACACUUUCAUACAGAAGACGAAGAAGUUGUAUUUGGAUACCAGAACCCAAAGGAACCUGGCCAAGUUGAAUGAUGAGCUUUAUGAGGUGCACCAGAUUAUGACUCGCAAUUUUCAAGAAGUUCUCGGUGUUGGUGAAAAACUAGAUCAUGAGUUUGCCUUUGCACCUUAUCUGUGUUAUGCUGCAUCGUUCAUCAUAGUUUUUAGCACGAUGGACUUGUCAAUGAUUUCUGUGCAUAUGAGAUUAACUUGAGUUUACGUAUUUCCUUGAAAGAUUAUCAGUGAAUAGGUGAGCAGUCAAAUUCGCAAAAUCAAUUUGGUUUCAGCAGACUAUCUUGCCCUAAAAUUACUUGAGUUGUGUUUUCAUUCCGCACUAUAUUGUUGUUAUAUUUUGUGUUUUCCUUCAAUAGGCCAUUUUGUUGUUUCACAUCUUAUUAAUAUUUCUUAGACUCAUGCUUCCUUUUGAAUUGUUUGCUCCAGUACACACCAAAGCUGUUUCUUUCUUUGUGUUGCCUGUAAUCCCACGCUUUGACAGUUUUGCAUGAGUGCUUCACUUUUGGCAAGACUUGUUGCAGUCUCAUCUCACAUUUCGUUUCAUGCUUAGAGGUUUACAUUUCCCAGCUGUUGCUCAGUGAAAGUUUUCUGUUUGCAGAGGUGAGUGAAAUGUCCAAUAGGUUGAUCUCUGAUACUAGAAUUUAUGCGGAGAAGGCGAAGGAUCUCAAUCGUCAGGCCCUUAUUCGCAAGUAUGCCCUUGUUGCCAUUGUGAUUGGAAUAGUACUGAUGCUCUUUUGGGUCAAGAACAAGAUAUGGUGACUGAGAGUAACAGUCAGGCCUCCUGUUACGGUGCUGGAACUUGAGUUCUCCGUGCACCCCGAAUCGAUUCUGGCUCAACAGAUGCUUUGAUGGCUUAUCCCGCAUCUGCCCAUUCAAGCGAGUAGUAGUGUAGCUCUUCUUCCGUGCUUUUUGUUUUUUGUUUUUUUGUUUUUUGCCUAUUCCUCCCAACAAAGAUCAUCCAAACUAAACCCAUUGUAGUAUAAACCCUCGUCAUCGACCCAGCCUAUCCUGAUGGAUGAAGAAGUCCUUGAGUUCUUGCAGCACCGAUUUCUGGCUAAUUGUUGUGUAGAGUCGGCUUUUCGACCUCCGAAAUGGUAUAUGUUCUUUGCAAACUCACCAUGUAAGAAUUGAUGUUUCAGGCUGAUGGAUGGACAAGGCACAUACCAUCCAAAGCUGCAUGGAAUGUCUUGUGACUCAGACGUUUUAGCUGCAAUCGAAUACGUCCGGUUAUGCUGCUGGAGAAAGGUCAUUCUCAUUGCCAGAUUAUCAGCUUCUGUAGUCAGAGAUUUUGGCAUGCAGUGCAACAACUUGAGAUAGAACAACGUUAAGUAUGAAGGGCCUAUUUGUCUUGAGCUCAAAUGCUAUGCUAAAUAUGAUAUUUUUUACAUGCAACAACUUGAGAUUAUCUUGAUGUAGAACAUGAACAACCUUGAUGAUACCUUUGAGCUAAAAUGCUACUGAUACUCUGGUAUUUCACCGUGUCUUAAGAAUGGAACAUAUUACAUAGUA